Messenger RNA from Diaporthe citri, 1737 nucleotides. RefSeq lists its product as uncharacterized. The record is from RefSeq and is a predicted model, not a curated record. Bases 1 to 1737 code for a protein of 578 amino acids. The transcript has a single exon. Gene Ontology annotation, biological process: transmembrane transport. Gene Ontology annotation, molecular function: transmembrane transporter activity. Lineage: Eukaryota; Fungi; Ascomycota; Sordariomycetes; Diaporthales; Diaporthaceae.
AUGCCAUUCCUGGCCUCAAUAUCCGACAUCUUCGGCCGACCGAUCCUCCUCAUCUUCUCUAUAUUAAUGUUUACAAUCGGCUCCAUCAUUUGUGCCGUUGCGCCGGAUAUCGCCACCCUCUUGGGCGGCCGCUCGAUUCAGGGCAUCGGUGGCGGAGGCAUUAUUGUUCUGAGUCUGGUCAUCUUCACGGACAUCGUUCCCCUUCGGCAACGACCAAAAUGGUACGGGACGGUCCAGGGAGCGUGGGCGUUGGGCAACUGCGUCGGGCCCGUCCUGGGUGGAGCCAUUGCCGAUAACACCACAUGGCGAUGGGUGUUCUAUGUCAUGUUCCCUUUCUGCGCCUUUGGCCUCGUCUCUAUCCCCUUCCUUCUCACGCUGAAGCCAAAGGUUGAGACGCUGGGACAGAAGCUCGCACGUGUCGACUGGGUCGGCUCAGCUAUUUUCAUGAUCUCCGCGACGCUAUUCCUCAUCGCGAUCUCAUGGGGCGGCACUCAGUUCGAGUGGUCCAGCGCCGCCACCAUCGCGCCCUUGAUCAUCGGUGCGAUUGGCCUGGCAGGCACCGCCGUCUGGGAAAAGUACAUGGCGAAAGAGCCUUUCCUCAGUCAUUCGCUGUUCUACAACGUCAGCGCCAUCUCCACUUUCGUCUGCAGCGCGGUGCAAGGCCUCGUUCUCUUCGGCCAGCUUUACUACAUCCCCUUCUAUUUCAUGUCGGUGCUGGAAUACUCCCCGAUUCACACCGGCCUGGCCCUCCUACCGGUCAUGCUAACCCUGGUCCCGGGGUCCAUCAUCACCGGCGUCUUGAUUACUCGUUGGAACGGCUACCGCUGGCCGAUCUGGUCGGGCUGGGUAGUCACAACGAUCGCCUGUGGCCUGACCACAAUGUGGGAUGCGGACACCUCCAUCGGGGUCUGGGUCGUGACGCUGAUCCUCCUGGGCUUCGGCCACGGGGCGAUUCUCAACGCGCAAAACUUCGCCUCGCAGGCCAUCUGCGCCGAUGGCGAGGAGGCCGCCGCCGCAGCCAUGUACGGCUUCCUGCGGCACUUUGGCACCGCGCUCGGCGUGGGCAUCGGCGGCUCUGCCUUCCAGAACAUCAUGGCGCUCAAGCUGUCGUGGACGGACCUGCCCGGCGGGGCGGACAUCGCCAAGAACGCCGAGGCCUUCAUCGUGCAGCUCCUCGAGAUGCCGGCGUCGCCGGAGAAGACCAAGAUCGUCGAGGGCUACGUCUUCGGCUUCCAGGGGGUGUACAGGGUCUACCUGGGCAUCAGCGCGGUCGCCUUCCUCAUCAGCCUGACCAUCAGGCACUACGACAUGAACAAGGAGCUCGCCACGGACCACCAGCUGCAGGACAACAACAUUGCCCGCAUCAUGGACAAGAGGCUGUCGUCGUACCGCAACUCGCGCAUGGUCCCCGCCGCCGUCGCCGGGCUCAAGCUCGACGCCGUCCAGGAGAGCCCCCAGGAGACGCUCAACGGCUCCAGGAGGCCUAGCGACACCGAGACCAAAAUCGGCAGCGGGACUGCGACGCCGCGCAUCGCGGAGGAGCCGGAGCGCGAGAAGGACGUGCCGGCGCUGCCGCAGAAGCCCGAGCCUGUGGCUACUGAAUUGAAGAGUACGGUUGUGGUCAGUGAGGUUGAGAAAAAUGAGGCUUCAAGUCCCGAUGGUGCGAGGCCUGGGGCUGUGAAGACUGAAGCUGCGAAGUCUGACGACACGAAGACUGAGCCGGCUCCUGCUGCAUAA